AUGACCGGCCAACAGCAACAGGAAAAGCCGAAAAUAAACUACGUGCAGGGGCCACUCCCAAAAUCCAACCCGGGGCAACAGCGACAGCAACAGCAGCAGCAGCAACACCAACAUCAGGUGGGAGACCAAACUGACAGACAAGACAGGACGGGAGACACCAGAGCUGGAGGGGUGGCGGCUCUGGUACGACAAACAGUACCGCACGAAAGGGUAAUAUUUCCCGCCACGGACAUCGAGAAUGUAGCCGUCAGGCUACCGAGAAAUACGUAUGUUGCGCUGACACCAACACAAGAGAAGAUCAACAAUGAUAUUUCCGCCCUCAGACUCGACAAACCAGACAUAAACGACGACGACAAAGACUACCAGCCGCGCAUGCAGACGUCGCCAAAAGAAAUAUGGAACAUCAUAAAAAAGCUUCCAAGCAAAAAAGCCUCGGGAGUCGACGAGAUCCAUAAUGCAGUUAUUAAAAAUCUACCACAAAAGGUUGCGAGGAUCACGGACGAGAUUACGGACAACUUCUCCAAGGAUACGAAUACCGCGAUGGCGCUGCUGGACACAUGGAAUGCUUUUGACAGGGUAUGGUUCGAGGGACUGACCUUCAAACUUCUGAAGAUCAGUCUCCCGCGCCGGCUAGUCAGGCUGUUAGACUCGUACAUGACAGGACGGACGUUACAAGUACGGAUAGGAACUGAACUUUCGAUGGAGAGGUCGGUGAAGGCAGGGGUGCUUCAGGGAUCGGUCCUCGGGCCGAAACUCUUUGCGUACUACCUGUACGACAUGCCGACGUUCUCAAAGACAAGACUGGUACUUUACGCAGACGACACCGCACCUAUGCACACUCUUUCAGUGCAGAGGUGA
Molecule: messenger RNA, 858 nt
Organism: Zophobas morio
Lineage: Eukaryota; Metazoa; Arthropoda; Insecta; Coleoptera; Tenebrionidae
Exons: 3
Coding region: 1-858 (285 amino acids)
Source: RefSeq, a predicted model, not a curated record